Molecule: messenger RNA, 2097 nt
Organism: Cryptosporidium ubiquitum
Lineage: Eukaryota; Apicomplexa; Conoidasida; Eucoccidiorida; Cryptosporidiidae
Product: secreted glucose methanol choline like oxidoreductase
Exons: 1
Coding region: 1-2097 (698 amino acids)
Biological process (GO): secondary metabolite biosynthetic process
Molecular function (GO): oxidoreductase activity, acting on CH-OH group of donors; flavin adenine dinucleotide binding
Source: RefSeq, a predicted model, not a curated record
AUGAAUACUAAACAUUUUAUCCUUAGUAUUUGCAUCUCAAUAAUCAUUCUCUCCAUAAACAGUGUAAGAUGUAAGCUAUAUUACGAAGAUAGUUUUUUAGUUACUGACGAAAAAUAUGAUGUAAUUAUUAUCGGAGCAGGAGUUUCAGGCUGUUCAAUGGCUAAUGUUUAUGCCAAAAAUGGAAAAAAAGUGCUUCUUUUAGAAAGAGGUGGUCCUAGAGAAAAACACCCUAAGACUUUAGUUACAAAAGGAGCUCCGGGAGUAAUCACAGAUGAAUCUAUAAGUGAAGCUAUUACAACAUCCAACGGAACAUUGAUGAAUGUAGCAAACAUUGUUGGAGGUGGGGCUAGUAUUAAUGGAGGAUUCUAUGUAGAACCAUCCGCACAAUUUAUGCGUAAGACAAUUGAAAGUAGUGGUGCUAAGUUUGAUGAGGAAAAAUACCUAAAUGCAAAAGAAAUUAUUCGCAGUUCAGGGAUUUUAAAUACCGAUAACCGUCUCGAAAGUAACACUUUUCCGCAAGCAAUGUUUGAGGCUAUGAGAAACAUUAGAGAGUAUUCUGGGAAUGUUAGUGAAACCCCUAUAUACGAUCCUGAAGGAAAUAACACUUUUGUCACCGUUUCCCUAUUUAAUGAGACAAAUAGAUCAUCUGCGGAUAUUCUUCUUUCUCAUGAAAAUAUCCAAAUUUACCCCUAUGCAGUUGUUGAAUCCAUUCAGUUUAGCUCAACCGACGAGAGCCGCGAUCCAUAUAGCUUGAAAAAAAAAGUCACAGCUCAGUGUAUUUUAGGAAAAAUGAGGUCCGAAAGUGAUGGGUUUAUUAGUGUAAGUUCGGGAAUGACACAAAGAACUAUAUACAAUAAUAAUGGCCCUAAAUUCAAAAUCUGUCUCAACAAACCGGAUGCAUUUAUUGUUCUUACUUCAGGUGCCAUUUACAGCCCUGCAAUACUUAUGAGAAGUGGUAUCGGCCCAAUUGAAGUCCUAAGAAGGCAUGGAAUCCUUCCUGUUAAAGUUUUAGAGCAAGUUGGCAAAAAUUAUCACGAUCAUUUACAAUUCGGUCUUUUUGGAAUUUUGAAAGAAAAGCAACCAAUGUCUAUUCAAAAAGUAUAUAGUUACAGUAAUUGUUCGAAAUACCAUCCUGAUCCUCCCAAUAUUUAUGAUGAGCUUAGUUUAUUCCAUUAUAAGGAAUCGGAACAAGAAAAUUUAAAUUCAACUCUUUCAAAGAAUUCAUUUGAUUUACUUCUGGAACCGAUUCUAACUAAUCCUGAAUCACCAUUGUUUGUUCCUCCAGAACCAACUAGCCCACAAUAUAAAGAAGGGAAUUGUUAUUCUACUAUAUUAAACGAAGUUUCUGGAGAAUUAUGGAUUCCCUUUGCAAUAUCUCAAAUUGUUUACAGAAAAUCUAAAGUUCUAAUGAAUCCUCUUUUGAACUAUCUUGCUCUUUCGCUUAGAACUAAAGUACUUAAUGCUAUGGAGAACAAUAGUACGAGAAUCUCUGAUGAUGGAUUUAAUAAGAUGUUACAACCCAUGAAUGAUUGCUUUGAAAAUGGCUCAGCCGCAUUAUCCUUCCUUACAAUACCAAAAAGUAGAGGGUCUAUUACUUUGGAUGAUAUGGGGCUUCCAGAAAUUAAUAGUUCAGACUUUUCCGAUCCCAGAGAUAUUGAGGCGGCAAUCGUUGGAAUGAAGCACUUGAUUCAAUUGAUGACCUCACAAAGUGUUUCUCCUGUUCUUGAAAGCGAAUUAAAUUCAUGUAUUGCCUCUAUUCGAAGCAUUUGGGAUUCUUUCCCACUUUUUGGAGGAGUUGAUGAGAACAAUGUCAUAGGGUUUUCUUCAAGAGAGCAAAAUGUUCCAGCUCUUAUUCCCCCUUUACCAAAGAUUAUAAAUGAUAAAACUGCUUUUGACAUGGUCAAAGAAUCUUACUCAACAAUUUGGCAUCCUACUGGUACUUGUUCAUUGGGUUCAGUUGUUGAUGAGGAUUUUAACGUGAGAGGAACCACAAAUUUAAAAGUAGGUGAUGCAUCUGUUUUCCCUGAAGUGUCAGAUGUCAGUCCACUUGGCUCGGUGUUCCUUUUGGCAACAUAUAUUGCUUUAGUCACAUCUUAA